GAUGCGAGAGAACUCAGUAGGCGAAUCUUCCAUCGAAGGAAUACGUCGUCGUUCAACACGCGCAAAAAUGCUACACAAUAGCAAGUUCAACCUGGCCUCCUUCCUGCUGAUUGCCAUCUCGUUGGCCACUCGUGCGACAGCUGAAGAUUGUUGUGAACCCGGAGAUGUUAAGCUGGAUCCCGAUGAUUGCACCAAGUACUUCGUUUGCUGCACGGGCAAAUUCAAGCCGAUGUCCUGUCCCAGCGGUGAAUAUUGGAAUGCCGGUGCAGGUCAAUGUGAAAUCGACAAUGGUGAGUGCAACUGCAAUGGCCAAACCUGCAUCGAGGGUGACAUUAUCACCGAUGCCAACAACUGCAGCAACUUCAAGAUCUGCGUAAAUGGCAAGUAUCAGUCCGAGCCUUGUCCCAGUGGAGAGUACUGGAACUCGGCCGCCCACGAAUGCCAGCUGGAUGAAGGUCAAUGCGUUGGCACAACACCGCCGCCAGUCUGCUUAGAUGGCGAGGUCAAGGAGAAUGAGGCCAACUGCGCUGGCUACUACAACUGCACCAAUGGCCAAUGGGUGGGGCAUCUGUGUAAUGCUGGCAAAUACUGGAACGUCCAGGCUAAGGAGUGUCAGAAGGAUGAGGGUCAAUGCAAUGGCGGCUCAGAGUGUGAAGAUGGCGAUGUUAAGGAAAAUGAAGACAAUUGCGCUGGCUAUUAUAACUGUAUCAAUGGCACAUAUGUGCCACAGCUUUGUGGCGCAGGACUCUACUGGAGUGUGGAAGCCAAGGACUGUGUCGUCGACAAUGGCGAAUGCAAUGGCCCGCAAGGUCCCGAUUGUGACGAUGGCACUGUUGUCGUGAAUCCUUCCAAUUGCUCUGGUUUCUACAACUGCACCAACGGUAAAUUUGUGUUCCAACUUUGCGGAUCAGGACUCUACUGGAACAACACGAUCCAGGCGUGCGAAAAGGACGAAGGACAAUGCGUUGGCACCCCAUCUCCCGUGUGUGAAGAAGGUGCACUUAAGGUCGAUGACGACAACUGUGCUGGUUACUUGCAGUGUAUUAAUAAUUCCUGGGUGAACAAAGACUGCGCGGCUCAAAGCUACUUCGAUAAAGAUCUGCUGACGUGUGUCAUCGAUAGCGACGGUGUUUGUGUCUGUGCCGAUGGAGACCUUAAGGUGAAUACCGCGAACUGCACAGGUUACUACAACUGCACCAAUGGCCAAUACGUUGCGCAAUUCUGCGCAUCAGGACUUUACUGGAAUUCCGAGGACAAGCAGUGUCAGAAGGAUGAAGGACAAUGCAAUCCCACACCAUCUCCCGUGUGUGUCGAGGGCUCUCUUAAGGUCGAUGACGCCAACUGUGCUGGUUACUUGCAGUGCACCAACAAUUCGUGGGUGACUAAAGAGUGUGGAACUGGUAACUACUUCGACAAAGAUCUUCUGGCGUGUGUGGUGGACAGCGAUGGUGUUUGCGUACCCAAGGAAUGUGUCGAUGGAGAUCUUAAGGCGAAUACAGCGAACUGCACUGGUUACUACAACUGCACCAAUGGCCAAUACGUUGCGCAAUUCUGCGGAUCAGGACUUUACUGGAAUGCUGCCGACAAGCAGUGUCAGAAGGAUGAAGGACAAUGCAAUCCCACACCAUCUCCCGUGUGUGUCGAGGGCUCUCUUAAGGUCGAUGACGCCAACUGUGCUGGUUACUUGCAGUGCACCAACAACUCGUGGGUGACUAAAGAGUGUGGAACUGGUAACUACUUCGACAAAGAUCUUUUGGGCGUGUGUGUGGUGGACAGCGAUGGUGUUUGCGUACCCAAGGAAUGUGUCGAUGGAGAUCUUAAGGCGAAUACAGCGAACUGCACUGGUUACUACAACUGCACCAAUGGCCAAUACGUUGCGCAAUUCUGCGGAUCAGGACUUUACUGGAAUGCUGCCGACAAGCAGUGUCAGAAGGAUGAAGGACAAUGCAAUCCCACACCAUCUCCCGUGUGUGUCGAGGGCUCUCUUAAGGUCGAUGACGCCAACUGUGCUGGUUACUUGCAGUGCACCAACAAUUUGUGGGUGACUAAAGAGUGUGGAACUGGUAACUACUUCGACAAAGAUCUUCUGGCGUGUGUGGUGGACAGCGAUGGUGUUUGCGUACCCAAGGAAUGUGUCGACGGAGAUGUUAAGGAAAAUACCGAGAACUGCGCUGGUUUCUACAACUGCACCAACGGUCAAUACGUGGCUCAACUCUGCGGAUCGGGACUUUACUGGAAUGCUGCCGACAAGCAGUGCCAGAAGGAUGAAGGACAAUGCAAUGCUACACCAUCUCCGGUGUGUGAGGAGGGUACACUUAAGGUGAAUGAAGCCAACUGUGCUGGUUACUUGCAGUGCGUGAACAACGCGUGGGUCGCAAGACUGUGUGCAUCUCAGAGCUACUUUAAUGCUGAUCUGUUGGCGUGUGUUGUGGAUACAGAUGGUGUUUGCGUUCCGAAGGUCUGCGAUCCCGAGUGCUGUGAUCAGCCCAAUGAUUGGUUGGGUCCUGUGGACAACAACUGUUCCGCAUUCGUACACUGUCUCUAUGGCAACAAAUUUGAGAUGAGAUGCCCCAAUAAUCUGCAGUUCAACAAUGUCACCAAGGAGUGCGAUUAUCCCGAGAAUGUGCAGUGUGAGGAUGGCUCGGAACCUCCAAGUGGUCCCACUGCAGGUCCUUCGGGCACCUACUGCGAGAGCAAGGGUCGUUGUGUUGGCCAGUCCGAUGGCACUAUGUUGGCUGAUGAGGAUGCAUGCAGCAGUUCCUAUAUCGUCUGCCAGUGCGAGUGCGCGAUCAACUUCAAGUGCAACGCCGGUCUUGUGUUUAACCAGAAGCUCAAAGUUUGUGACUGGCCCACAAGUGUGGAUUGUUAAGUUCCUUUAAUAAAAAUAGAAUAUAUGAAGCUGCA
This is a messenger RNA of Drosophila albomicans, 2904 nucleotides long. RefSeq names its product chitin-binding domain protein cbd-1. The transcript has 3 exons. Gene Ontology annotation, molecular function: chitin binding. NCBI's taxonomy places the organism in Eukaryota, Metazoa, Arthropoda, Insecta, Diptera, Drosophilidae. Gene Ontology annotation, cellular component: extracellular region. Bases 2 to 2869 code for a protein of 955 amino acids. The record is from RefSeq and is a predicted model, not a curated record.